AUUGGAAUCUGGGUGCUGCGCAGUGCAUAGAGAUUGACCCGCUGGAUGGUCCGGCGGGUUUGGCUCGUUUGGGUUGGCUGCUGGUGGUGGCGGCGAGCGGCGGGCAGCCUUUGGUCGUCUCUCGUGUGAUGUACGUCUGGAAGAUGUUCACGAACUGCAAGAACCGCGGGUUAUCCCUGGGCCUCUCUUCGCUCGGCAGUGGCAGAGAAGCCUCGUCGUCUGCUGGGUUGCUGGCAGAGAAAUAUUUGAGCAGCAUGGCUUGCUGGGCAGCAGGCUGGGCGACAAUAGAGCCGCAGAGAUCAGGGAACAGCGGGGCACCGUCCGAAUGCGCAUACUCGUUGAUUUUUGGGUUGAGCAGAAGGAUCAGAAGCGCAUUUAUCUGGUUGUCAUGCUCCUGGCACGGCUCGGCGCUCAGCAUCGACGCUGCACCCAGGGUCCACAGCCGCAGGUCUUCCAGCAUCCCGCUUGACUUGCUCUCAAACAUGUACCGUGUACGCAUCCUCGACAUCGGCAAUAUCCACUGGACACUGGGCAGCCAACUCCUGGUUGGUCUGCGGGAAGCUGCGUGCCAACGUGCAUGGGUCCGCAAACACUUGGCUGAGCUUGUCAACAAGCUCCUUUUCGCUGUUAAUCUGGCGGAUGAACUGGCUGGUCAGAAUAAUGUCACCCAGAGACUCGUCAUCGUUAUCGCUGGCCUCAUCGAUGGGCUCAGGGCUGCUGCGGUCCAGCGGCCGCUUGCCGAGGAUGCCGGUCCGCGUUCUGCGUGGCUCAGAGAGACCCCCGGCGGGCUGGGCGAUGGACUGGGAGCGAGACCGCGUGGUGAUUGUGCGCACAGAUGCAGAGCCACGGCGGUCAACCCGCUGCUUUUUGCGACUCGAUUCGGCGGUUCCAGCCAUUAGGAAUAAUGCAGCUAAAAGUACAGUGAGGAAUAGGCAGGCGUGGAAUGAUAGGCAAGGGACGAUGGUCAGUACCCGGAACCGCAGAAAAAAGGCGUGACCACGAAUUCCACAUUGUGUGUCACUACCUUCUAAAUAUGGGCAAAACUGGCACCAGGGCUUUGAUGCCUGCACAUUAAUUUCCAAACCCCCACACGCAAUUAAAAGCAGCUCGUCCGAGCUUUUCUGAACCUCGUCUUUCU
Molecule: messenger RNA, 1138 nt
Organism: Linderina pennispora
Lineage: Eukaryota; Fungi; Kickxellomycota; Kickxellomycetes; Kickxellales; Kickxellaceae
Exons: 1
Coding region: 129-899 (256 amino acids)
Source: RefSeq, a predicted model, not a curated record